Miscanthus lutarioriparius is the source of this 1050-nucleotide messenger RNA. Lineage: Eukaryota; Viridiplantae; Streptophyta; Magnoliopsida; Poales; Poaceae. The record is from the annotation of a GenBank genome assembly.
AUGGAGGAAAGCUCCGGAGAGAGAGCUCCUUCCACUCCGCAGCUGCUAAACCUCAUCCGAGACGAGAGAGAAUGGAAGGUGAUCAGAGAGGCGGAAGAUGGAGGGGGCUCAUCAACAACCACAAGCCCUGAUGCCGAGGAGGACGACUACAAGCUUGAGCUGAAGCUCGGCCUCCCUGGUGCCCAAGAUGAUGAGAGAACGGCGCGGCCAGGAGAGGAGAUGGAACAACAACAGGAGGGCUGCACGGCACUCUCCCUUGGUUCUGGUUGCUUCCCAUCACAUUCCAAGCUCGCCACCAGCACUGGUGCUACUACCACCGGGGCAAAGAGAGGGUUCUUGGCAACCGUUGGUGCCAAAGCAGAAGGUUGUAAGCAGAGGCAGGAGGACAGGGAAGAGUGUGGGAAUGAGUUAUUAACAUUGGGAGGUGAAAACAUGGCAGGUGAGAGGAAGAAAGGGUGCUGUCCCCCAUCGUCGUCGCAUGGCUCGGCUGCUGCUGGGCCUGUGCACAGCAGCAGCAGCAGCAACCCCCACCUGACGAGAGGCGCUGUUCUUCCAGUGGUUGGUUGGCCUCCAGUACGGUCCUUCAGGAGAAACCUCACAAAUGCCAGCUCAUUUAAGCAAUCCCCUGAGCAACAAAACGAUGAAGCUUGUGACAAGGCGAAGCAAACUUGCAAGAGAAGCCCACUUAUCAAAAUAAACAUGGACGGCAUCCCCAUUGGAAGGAAAAUAAACCUCUCAGCAUACGACAACUAUCAGAAGCUUUCAUCUGCCGUCGAAGAUUUGUUUUGUGGCUUUCUUGAAGCAGCCCAGAAGGAUCUAGCCUGUUCUGGAGUUGGAAAGCAAGGAGCAGAAGAGAAAAUAUUUUCAGGGUUAUUGGAUGGAACUGGUGAAUACACUUUAAUUUGUGAAGACAGUGAAGGAGACAGGACACUAGUUGGCGACCUACCAUGGAAUGUAUUUGUUUCUACGACUAAGAGGCUGAGGGUUACGAAAAGCUCUGAACUUCCUCAUGGCCUGAUUAAAACUGUCUCUGAGAGGGCUGAUAACUGA